Chrysochloris asiatica (Cape golden mole) is the source of this 3192-nucleotide messenger RNA. RefSeq names its product RIMS binding protein 2 (gene RIMBP2). Gene Ontology annotation, biological process: neuromuscular synaptic transmission. The transcript has 18 exons. NCBI's taxonomy places the organism in Eukaryota, Metazoa, Chordata, Mammalia, Afrosoricida, Chrysochloridae. The record is from RefSeq and is a predicted model, not a curated record. Gene Ontology annotation, molecular function: protein binding. The coding region runs from base 76 to 3192 and encodes 1038 amino acids.
GAUCGCGAUUUAGCUGUGAAGGAGAAGCACCAGCUCCAAGCCAAACUGGAGAACCUAGAACAGGUCCUCAAGCACAUGCGAGAGGCCGCGGAAAGGCGGCAGCAGCUGGAAGUGGAGCAUGAGCAAGCCCUGGCUGUCCUCACCGCGAAGCAGCAGGAAAUCGAGUUUCUGCAGAAGUCCAAGGUGCAAGAGCUGGAGGCGAAAUGUCAGAUGCAGACUGAGCAGUUCAGCCUGCUGUCUCGGGAGCUGGAGAGGUUCCGGCUGCACGCAGGGACCAUCGACCUCGUGGGGAGCAGUCCUGUGGGUGCCCCCAGCAAGCCCUUCCCACCCUUCAUGAAUGGGAUCGCUGCCUCCAUCGGCAAAGGUCAGGAGAGCACCAUUGGAAGCCACUCUGUGAUUGGUGACUAUAUCCUGCCCCUUGUGCCAGAGCUGCCGUCACACAAACCUGCCUUUCUGUCGAGAUCCGGAGGCCCGAGAUGCAGAGUGGAGUCUGAUAUGGAUAAUGAACGGAAUUCCAAUACCGCAAAGCAGAGAUACUCCGGAAAGGUUCAUCUAUGUGUUGCCCGCUACAGCUACAACCCCUUUGAUGGGCCAAAUGAAAAUCCGGAAGCGGAGCUGCCGCUCACGGCAGGGAAGUACCUUUAUGUGUACGGCGACAUGGAUGAAGAUGGUUUUUACGAAGGUGAACUACUGGAUGGACAGAGAGGUCUGGUGCCCUCCAACUUUGUGGACUUUGUCCAGGACAAUGAGUCGCGAUUGGCAACCACGCUGGGAAAUGAACAGGAUCAGAAUUUCAUCAACCGUUCCGGCAUCGGCUUGGAAGGGGAGAACGUCCGGGACCUCCACUCUCCCAUUCACAUUGACCCCAGCGUCACGGACAAUGGUGGGGGGACGCUGGACAUGAACAUUGAUGAGAUUGGAGAAGACAUUGUGCCUUACCCUAGAAAAAUCACCCUAAUCAAACAACUCGCCAAAAGUGUCAUUGUGGGCUGGGAGCCCCCAGCCAUGCCCCCGGGGUGGGGGACCGUAAGCAGCUACAACAUCCUGGUGGACAAGGAGACGCGGAUGAAUCUGACGCUGGGGAGCAGAACCAAAGCGCUCAUUGAGAAGCUCAACAUGGCUGCGUGCACCUACCGCAUCUCUGUGCAGUGUGUGACGAGCCGGGGCAGCUCAGACGAGCUGCAGUGCACGCUGCUGGUGGGCCGGGAUGUGGUGGUGGCCCCCUCCCAUCUGCGGGUGGACAACAUCACCCAGAUCUCCGCCCAGCUCUCCUGGCUCCCCACCAACAGCAACUACAGCCACGUGAUCUUCCUCAACGAAGAGGAGUUUGACAUCGUCAGGGCGGCGAGGUACAAGUACCAGUUUUUAAAUCUCAGACCCAACAUGGCCUACAAGGUGAAGGUUCUUGCCAAGCCCCACCAGAUGCCAUGGCAGCUGCCCUUGGAGCAGCGGGAGAAGAAGGAGGCCUUCGUCGAAUUCUCGACGCUGCCCGCAGGUCCUCCGGCUCCCCCACAGGAUGUCACUGUGCAGGCUGGAGCCACCCCAGCCACUGUCCAGGUCUCCUGGAGACCCCCUGCCCUGACGUCCACUGGGCUGUCCAAUGGGGCUAACGUGACGGGCUACGGCGUAUACGCACGAGGGCAGAGGGUGGCUGAGGUCAUCUUCCCCACGGCGGACGGCACGGCAGUGGAGCUGGUGCGGUUGCGCAGUUUGGAAGCCCGGGCAGUGAGCGUGCGGACCCUCUCGGCCCAGGGCGAGUCCGUGGACUCCUCAGCUGCUGCCAUAGCCCCCGACCUCCUGGUGCCUCCAGCCCCCCACCCCAGGACUGCGUCCCCACCGAAGCCAUCCGCAAGUGCCGGUGUCCCCGAAACCAAAGACGCACCCCCAGGCCGGGCGUCGGCCCCCGCGCAUGGACACCUGCUGGAGCCCCCCAGUCCUCAGGGCCCCGGGCCCGGGCGCCGCUCGCCCUCGCCCAGCCGUAUCCUCCCACAGCCACAGGGGGCGCCCGUCUCCAGCACUGUCGCCAAGGCCAUGGCCCGCGAGGCUGCGCAGAGGGUGGCCGAGAGCAGCAGGUUAGAGAAAAGGAGUGUGUUUCCGGAGCGGAGCAGCACGGGGCAGUACGUGAAGUCCGAUGAGGAGGACAGUUACUGCUCCCCAGACAUCAAGCGGAGAGGCACGUCCGUGGAAGAUUUCCUCAAAGGCUCUGAGCUUGGGAAGCAGCCCCAUUGUUACCAUGGAGAAGAGUAUCACACUGAGAGCAGCCGUGGGUCCGACCUCUCAGACAUCAUUGAGGAGGAUGAGGAGGAGUUAUACUCGGAAAUGCAGCUGGAAGACGGGGGAAGGAGGCGGCCCAGUGGCACAUCCCACAACGCCCUCAAGAUUUUAGGGAACCUGGUAUCAGCUGGACGGGCUGAGAGGGCCGAUCACAUGGGUUCGAGGUUUCCUCACGGCAGUGCUGGCCCGCCGAGGUCCCGGCCAAUGGUGGUCCCUUCCAUGGACGACUACGGAGGCCGAGACAGGCUCUCACCAGACUUCUACGAAGAGUCAGAGACGGAUCCCGGCGCCGACGAGCUCUCGACCCGCAUCUUUGUGGCUCUCUUCGACUAUGACCCACUCACCAUGUCCCCUAACCCAGAUGCUGCGGAAGAGGAGCUCCCUUUUAAAGAAGGACAGAUCAUCAAGGUUUACGGUGAUAAAGACGCGGAUGGAUUUUAUCGCGGGGAGACCUGUGCCCGCCUCGGCCUCAUUCCUUGUAACAUGGUCUCAGAGAUCCAAGCAGAUGACGAAGAGAUGAUGGGUCAGCUUCUGAGACAGGGCUUUCUCCCUCUCAAUACCCCUGUGGAGAAAAUAGAGAGAAAUAGAAGGAGCGGCAGACAGCACUCGGCACCUACACGAAGAAUGGUGGCUCUGUACGAUUAUGAUCCAAGGGAAAGCUCGCCUAACGUUGAUGUUGAGGCUGAACUCACAUUCUGUACAGGAGAUAUUAUUACAGUUUUCGGUGAAAUCGAUGAAGAUGGAUUUUAUUAUGGGGCGCUAAAUGGGCACAAGGGUCUGGUCCCUUCAAACUUCCUGGAAGAAGUGCCUGAUGAUGUCGAAGUCUAUCUUUCCGACGUGCCGUCUCACCACUCUCAAGAUACGCAGAUGCGUUCAUCAAAGGCAAAAAGGAAGAAGAGUGUUCAUUUCACACCUUAA